Messenger RNA from Nicotiana tabacum (common tobacco), 1896 nucleotides. RefSeq lists its product as uncharacterized. NCBI's taxonomy places the organism in Eukaryota, Viridiplantae, Streptophyta, Magnoliopsida, Solanales, Solanaceae. The record is from RefSeq and is a predicted model, not a curated record.
AUGCGAGCAUUGUCUGUGAAGAAUAAAUUGGGAUUUAUUAACGGAGACUGUAAAAGACCAGAUCUAGAUUCUCCAAACUUUCGCUUAUGGGAGAGGUGUGAUGACAUGGUCACAUCAUGGAUCUUAAACUCUUUGACUAAAGAGAUUGCAGACAGUGUUGAAUACGUAGCUAAUGCAUUUGAAUUGUGGAGAGAACUUGAGGAUCGAUAUGAUCAAACAAAUGGAACAAAGUUGUAUCAAAUUCAGAAGGAGAUCAAUGAUCUGUCUCAAGGAUCACUUGAUAUUACCAGUUACUAUACGAAAAUGAAGAAAUUAUGGGAGGAGCUCAAUACUUUGAUUACUAAAUCUCAUUGUGCCUGCAACUGUUCGUGUGGGGCUAAGGAAAGUAUGCAUAAAGCAGAGCAGGAUAGGAGGCUCAUACAAUUCCUUAUGGGAUUAAAUGAGACAUAUACUGUUGUUCGAGGGAGCAUAUUGAUGAUGAAUCCUCUUCCCUCAAUUGCUCAAGCCUUUUCUCUGUUAAUCCAAGAAGAAAGACAGAGGGAAAUCAAGCCCACUGGCCAUCUGGUACUGGAAUCAUCAGCUUUGAAUGCCAAAGCAACCAGACCUAACACAUACAGGACAAGUUACUCUCCUAGCAACAAUCACAACAACAGAAAUAGACGUUUUUGUGACUACUGCAAGAGGCCAGGCCACACUAAAGAGAAAUGCUACAAGCUUCAUGGAUAUCCACAGAAUUUUGGACAGAAUUCUAGUCACUAUCAAAAUCCAAACACAGGACAGAACAGUUUCAGUCAAAACACAAGGCAAGGUUCCAACAGCAAUGGUGCCAACAGAUUCAACAGAGGCAACAAAUUCAACAGGACCCUAGCCAAUGCACAUGUGGCAGCCACUGAUUCUCAACCUGCAGAGAAUGAUAGUCAGAAUAGAUAUGUUAGUCAUGACAAUCCUCAGAAUGUGAGCCUUACCAAGGAAGAGUACAAUCAGUUGGUGACCCUGCUACAACAAUUUCAGUCAUCUGGGAUAGGAGAUCAUGGAGGUGGUACCAAUGCUACUUCAGGAACAGCAAACUUUGCAGGUAUGGUAGCUUGUACCUCCUCAAUUGAUUUUGGCAAACUUUCAUGUGAAUGUUUCAAGAACAAAGCUGACUCAUGGAUUAUAGAUUCAGGGGCAUCAAAUAACAUGACCUUCAACAGAUCCCUAUUAACCAAUAUAAUCAACCUACCUUAUCCCUUAUUGGUCAUACUUCCAAAUGGCUAUAAAGUAAAGGUGACAGAAAUAGGCAGUGUAAUUCUCAAUUCUAAGAUCACUCUAGAUAAAGUGAUGUAUGUUCCAACUUUCAGAUACAAUCUAAUUUCUGUCCACUCUUUAACUUCUCAUUUAAGCUGUAUUGUUGCCUUCUUCAAUCUCUGUUGUGUGUUGCAGGCCCCUUCAAUGAAGAGGCCUCUGGUGAUUGGUAAAGUGAAUGAUGGGCUAUACAUCCUAUGCCCAAGUUGCUUAAAGAAAAACAAUGCAAGUCUUGCAGAAAAGGAUAAUUCUAGACUUCCUGUCAUUUCUACUUGUUGCACUUGUGACACACAUUGUCCAACUCAUUCCACUGUAAAUGUACCAGUCCACACCAAUAAGUGUGUCUCUUUUCCCUCUCUCAUUGUAAAUAAUUCAUGUGCAAGUGCUAGUAAACAUGUUCAUUUUGAGGAUGUAUUUUCUAAAUUGCCUGAUUUCUUCCCUCAAUCUUGGACUGAAAAUAAUGUAAAUGUGUUGUGGCAUAACAGGCUUGGACAUGUUCCCUUUGUGAAGAUGAAAAGGAUUACUUCCAUUCCUGCUAAUUUCUCUCCUAAACAACCCUUUACCUGUACCAUUUGCCCAAUGGCUAGACAAGAAAGAUUACCUUUUCCUUAG